CUUGAUCAUAUGUUUUCAGGCCUACGAAGAUGGUAAGAAGGAAAAGUGAACCAAGUAGAGGUGGUUCAUAUGGCGCUAGCACCAGUUCACCACAGAGUACCCUUAGAAGAGGAGUAAUAACACGUAGUCGGCACCAAUACAUUCCUCAAAGAGAAGUAGAGACACACAGCCAGCCCCACAGCGAUCCUGAAAAUGAAGUACAAACACCGGAAAAACGGUUCUCCAGAAGCAGCCUCUUGCUGCAGGGUCCAGAAAGUUCAACUCAUGUGAAAAGGAAGAGAGCAACAAAACGUGGCUACAAAGCACUUAAAGAGAUAAGGAAAUAUCAGAGAUCAACUCAACUAGUGAUACCAAAGACACCAUUUGUCCGUUUGAUUAAAGAGAUUUUGAUGACUGUUUCAAGAGAAACCAAUGUUAGCAGAAUUGAAAGAUCUGCUGUGGAAGCUUUGCAGGAAGCAGCUGAAAUGGUUAUGGUACAGUUAUUUGAAGAUGGCAUGCUCUGUGCAGUACAUGCAAAGCGAGUAACAUUGUUAUCUCGUGAUAUUCAUCUAGUUCUCAGGCUGACAGGAACUCGUGUCUUUGGGACGAAUUAAUAAUAUAUGUCUGUUCAUUGGAUACAUUUGUUCUGUUGUAAUUUUCUUUUAAUGUAUGACAGCAUCCUGGUUCAUGGAUACUAUUGUAAUAGUUAAGUGCCAUCAUUGACUUUGGAAAGUGGUUUCUCUACAUAUACCAUUUUCAGCUGUCAUUUAUGAAAGUAAUCUAAUGAUGUUAAGUUUUAUAAUAAUUUAAAAGUCAACUGAUUAUUUUUAUAUAGAAGCCAUCAAUAGUAAAUACAAACAUAUUGUGAGUUUCUUAGUCUAGACUGGUGAAACUGUGAAGUGUACGUGUACCUUUCCUCAUAAAGUUAUGACAUUACAGAAAUGUACAGGGUGACUGUCUUAAUCUUAAUCUUAGAACAGAUGGGUUGGAGGGGGGGGGGGGGGCACAGACAAGCUGGGUCUGACAGUCCCACAUCUUAUUUAUAUUCCAAAAAGACAAAAAUAUUAAGCAGCAGUGCUGAAAAUAUUUCUUUUACUGUUUGUUUUUAACUGUACCAUAUGUUGCCUUAAAAAUAAGGUUGUGUUCCACCAAAAAUCUGAAAAUUAAAUUAUUCAUUGUUUAGAAACCUUCUUAAACAUUUACACAUUAUAGUGCAUAGUAUGAGCUGAUAAAAAAUGAAUUACUUUUUAAGACGUAUGUGUUACUGAUCUGUACUGUCUACACUAUCUUUGCACAACAUUACAGAUUAGGACAGACCCAGGCAUUUUCCACAACUUUAAAAAUUUUUUUUGUUUGAUUGUCUUUGCUUUUAUGACAAUGACCUCAUUCCCUUUUGGAAACACUUUCUUCUCAGUGGUAAUCGCAUAUAGUUGUGCUGCCAACUUAUGAAUGUUUCUUGAGAGAUCCUUCUGGUUAGCUGUCUGUGCCAUGUCUGUCUUAUCCAUACCAAAUCCAGUUGCUUGAGAAAUAGCUUUCUUGAAAUACCAAGUUCCGUGUUUUCUUUGUGCACAACAAACGAAUUUAUACCAGUAAUGUUCAAAAUAGCAUAAAACAUACACAAUGGCCUGAGUCUUGUUUGCCUUCCAACAUUAUAUUCUGAGCACCUGGCAUCAACUUCGUCCACUCCACUCUUUGCUGAAUUAUAGAACAUGACUCUCUCUUGCCUUCUUUAAAUAGUCUGUUUCUUCAUUGAUUUUAUUGUUUGUAUGCAUCAGCAGGGUUACGCAUCUAUUUUUCUUUUGUACAUAUGACACCAAUAUGAAAUCAUUGCUAAGUACGAAUAUGGAUGAAUGUAGUUUUCCGUUUUUGUGAGGCAAGAAUUCCAAAGGAAAUUUUCCUUUAUUGUUGCUGUGUAAGGUUGAAAUCUGCGAAGUUUUCUAGCAAGAUUGUUGCUUUUGAAUGAAUUGUCAAGGCUAAUAUUCCUCCCUGUUCCCUUCAUUGGCUCUACAAGCCUGACCACAACAUUGUCAGCUGCAUUACUCACUGUAAAAACCUGCAAGUUACUAUUCCACAUGUACUUCCAAAUUUUUUUCAUCUGCCAAGAUAAAUAUUUUGAUCCCUAGUUUCCAUGCUAUGAAGCAAUAAACGUUCUGAAAGAACAACAUUCCAAAAAGAUAGUAACAUUUCACACACUGUAAGAUAUUCACUUGUUGCAUAAUGUGUUCUGCAAAUUUUUGUGACUCUCUUCAUAACAUCACUUAUAGGGACUAACUUCUCACUUUCUUUAUGUUCUUAGCUUAUAUUGUCCAAUCUGACACUUCUCAGAAGAAAAACAAAAUCUUUUCAGUGACAUACUUGGAGGAAUGAUUUGUUCCUAUGCCACAAGAGUCCCAAAAUUUGUCCAUAUUUGUUUUACCACCGUAAAUAAAUGUACAAAAGACUCAAAAAUGCUUUAAACUCCUCUUUUUUGAAGUUUCUUGGAAUAUGCGGGUCACUUUUGUAUAGAGAUACUAUGUGAGCUACUUAUGUAUUUGUCCUCUCUAAUCAAAUGAACAGUUUUCAGGCCUCGACAGUGAUGUUAGCUUUUCUGGCUCAGUCACUGAUACCAAGCAAAUGUGUAACUAUAUUGUAAGAUUUGAAGCAAACAUUUUGGUUGGGAACAUUUUUCAGGCAUUUAAUUUGUACCUUUCUCCACAAACUGUAAGAUAGUGAUUCACUGGAAGAGGGAUUGCAACUAAUCAUACUAGUUUACAGAGAAUCUCAAUUAAUGUUAAUGAAUGUACUCAUAUUUAUGACAGGAAUGUCAUUAUCUUCAUUGACUGAGAGACCCAGUUUGUCAGUUCUAGGGUGAACAGCUAACAUGCCAUAGUCAAUUAAAAAAAUUGUUUUUAAGCCUUUUUUAACCUCUUUGUGUAAAAAUGCAGAUACUGUUGUGUUCUGUCCGGUUAUGUUAAACAGUCAAGUGUAAAAAGGAAGGGUCAGUCUAGGCCUAGAAAAAACAUCUUUAUAUUGAUUUUUUCUAUGGAAAAUACACUUUGACAAUCAAAGGAGAUCAUUUUCCUAUGUCUUUUUAUAAUCACUCUCUUAAUGUAAUUGUAGUCAAAUAAAAACAUGUGCAAUUAUAUUUUUCUAAAAAUAAAUAUAAAACUUAUAAAUAUGGUA
Schistocerca americana (American grasshopper) is the source of this 3141-nucleotide messenger RNA. Its product is annotated as histone H3-8-like. The transcript is spliced from 3 exons. NCBI's taxonomy places the organism in Eukaryota, Metazoa, Arthropoda, Insecta, Orthoptera, Acrididae. Bases 30 to 593 code for a protein of 187 amino acids. Gene Ontology annotation, molecular function: protein heterodimerization activity; DNA binding; structural constituent of chromatin. Gene Ontology annotation, cellular component: nucleosome. The record is from RefSeq and is a predicted model, not a curated record.